Ostrea edulis (European flat oyster) is the source of this 1507-nucleotide messenger RNA. RefSeq lists its product as uncharacterized. The transcript is spliced from 5 exons. Lineage: Eukaryota; Metazoa; Mollusca; Bivalvia; Ostreida; Ostreidae. The record is from RefSeq and is a predicted model, not a curated record. The coding region runs from base 1 to 1437 and encodes 478 amino acids.
AUGUCAUGUCUUAGAAAGACAUCAAGUGACAAGUUAGCCACGAUUAACUUCGAGUCAUGGGAUUUGGAGCUACAGUUACAUUCCCCAUUAUUGUAUAAGAUAAUAUCUGGUUUCUUCAAUCCCCAUAAUCAUGUUGCAGUGGCAGUGAUCGCUGCUGUUAUCCAAAAGAAUCGAGUUAUGCACAUGUCUGUCUUUCAUCAUGCAGUAACUCAAGUUUUGGAUAAUGGUGGAGCAACGGAUGAGAAAAGAAAGCCCUCGAAGAAAAUACAGAUUCUCUACCAGCAGUUUUACAAGGCUUCAUCUACCAAUGACCGGGGAACUCUUUCCCAGCUGAGAAACAUUGUUCAUCGAGUUGAUGUUAAAGGAGCAGAAAGAGUUAUCGAAAGUUACAGAGCACACUCUGCUUUCAUUGAUGAUUGCUUAGAUGCUUUCAUUGUUGGUGCCUGUAUGCAUCACUUGAAAAUGGAGAGCAUUGAAUGUGAACCACAGUCCAAACAGAUUCUCUUUGAGGCCAUCUCUUCAGAGGAUAAGAUGCAGUUCAUUGCUAACAUCGCAUCAGAAAUACAGAAAAAGUACAUCAAUCUGGAAAACGAUUUGCACACCUUGGAACAUGCUUCUGAGAAACUGGAUAUGCAAGAGCAACAAAUCAAAGAUAUGUUUGAUGCCACUGAGGGAUUAUACCACUGUGUUGAUUGUCGGCGCCCAUACAAGAAGCAGGGACACCUUAAAAAUCAUCUUAAAAAAGAACAUGAUUGGGAAUUUCAUCAUCAAGAUCAAGAAGCUGGUGAAGAUCAUGAUCGAGUGGCCCUUUACAGAGCAUCAUUUAUGAAAUGUGCUCUUCUACUUAGAGACACAAGUGACGCUUAUAAAUUGGGUGAUGGAAAUAGAAUUAUGGGCAAUUCCAAAUUUCAAAUGCUUCUCUCAGGGAUUGCACAUCAUACAAAAUACCAACUAUGGCUAUUCAGAUUUCUAGCAAACUAUCACUGCUUCCUAAGUCCAAGGGAAGCAUUUAAGUACAAAUGGAACUGCACAACAAAUAUGAAAGGUGGAUGUGGGCAUAACAUUCCGAAUGAUAAUUUGGUAGAGAUUCUAGUCCAUCGACUUAUAUCAAAGUUGCAAUCGCAGGGAGCAAAUGUGACAUUUUCAAGUGCGCAGAAGGCAGCUUUGACUCUUCAAAUACAAGAUGAGAUCAAGGAAAAUUUAAUUGAGAAGUCUGGCAUGAAGAAAUCGGGGACCACUCGUUCAAGCACUUCAAUGGACAAAGACAUUGUACUUAUGGUGACUGAACUCUCUGCUGACAGUGUGUUUGAUUACAUUCCUGGUAGAAAAUAUGACAAUUUCAAAAACUUUAACGAUCUGUUUUCCAGAAUUAAUAUCCCAGAAUUACACAAAUGGUUAAGUAAACAAAAGGAGAGACUGUCUUAUGAAGCCAUUUAAAUACUGUACAUUGUAUAUGCAGUAUAGAUUGAUGCAAGUCAAAGCAACCAUAAUGAAAUGGAAAAAAAAG